Molecule: messenger RNA, 2620 nt
Organism: Scophthalmus maximus (turbot)
Lineage: Eukaryota; Metazoa; Chordata; Actinopteri; Pleuronectiformes; Scophthalmidae
Gene: acsf2
Product: acyl-CoA synthetase family member 2
Exons: 16
Coding region: 107-1921 (604 amino acids)
Biological process (GO): fatty acid metabolic process
Molecular function (GO): medium-chain fatty acid-CoA ligase activity
Source: RefSeq, a predicted model, not a curated record
CCUCCCCGGACGCGGAGCGGAGUUUCCUCCUGUCUCAUCGCUCUCUGCCCCUCGUCUUUCACCCUGCCAGGCGUCGUCAGCGCUGCAGGAGCCGCAGCUGCACACGAUGAUCCCGCAGUUUGCGCUCCGCUCGCAGGCGGAGAGACUUCUGCGGAGGCUGUGGAUGCGUCGUGCGCCGCGAUCCGCCGCAGCAAGUCGCGGCAUCCACGUGGACUCCGCCCCCAUCAUGCCGGUUCUCACAACCAGUUACGCCCACGGCACCUCGUCCACGCCUUUGCGCCACACGACGAUAGCAGAGUCUCUGCUGAGGACUGUGGAGCGCUGGCCUGACAGGGAGGCCAUGGCCUUCCUGCAGGACGGAGUCCGCAAGACCUUUGCAGAGUUUCAGAAGGACGUGGACCAGGCUGCAGCCGGGCUGUUGGCGCUGGGACUGACGAAGGGCGACAGGCUCGGCUUGUGGGGACCCAACACUUACGAGUGGAUCCUGUUCCAGUUUGCGACGGCCAAAGCCGGAAUCAUCAUGGUGGCUGUGAACCCGGCGUACCAGACGCAGGAGGCGGAGUUUGCGCUGCGGAAGGUCGGGUGUAAAGCCGUCGUGUGUCCCACGUGGUUUAAGACCCAGAAGUACUGCGACAUGCUGCGGCAGAUCUGUCCGGAGAUCGACACGUCCAGGCCCGGUGACAUCAAGAGCGCCAGGCUUCCAGAUCUGCGCUCUGUGAUUCUCCUGGACAGUCGACAGCCGGGAACGUUUCACCUGGACGACGUGAUGCAGGCCGGCAGCAGCCAGUUCGCGCAGCAGCUGCAAGAUCUGCAGAGGAAGAUCAUGUUCGACGACCCGAUAAACAUCCAGUUCACUUCGGGCACAACUGGGAGACCGAAGGCCGCCACCUUGUCCCAUCACAACGUCGUCAACAACGCCUACUUCGUUGGCAAACGAGUGGGAUACGACUGGAGGCCUCACACUCGGAUCUGUCUGCCCGUGCCGCUGUACCACUGCUUCGGCUCGGUGGGUGGGGGGCUGUGCAUGGCCCUCCACGGCGUCUCUCUCGUCUUUCCGUCCGCCGGCUACGACGGAAAGGCCAACUUAGCGGCUCUGGAGAGCGAAAGAUGCACCUUCAUCUACGGAACCCCCACCAUGUACGUAGACAUGAUCAACCAGCCCGUCUUGGCAAAAACCGACCUGUCGUCAGUGGAAGCAGGCAUCAUGGCGGGUUCCCCGUGUCCUCCGGAGCUCGUGAGGAGGGUUUUCUUUGAUAUGGGCAUCAAGGAAAUAACAGUUGGAUAUGGAACCACGGAGAACAGCCCCGUCACCUUCUGCGCCUCCCCGACGGACAACAUGGAGAGGAAGAGCGAGACCGUCGGCUACAUAUUGGACCACAUCGAGGCUAAAAUAGUGAACCCGUCCAGCGGGGAGCUCGUACCUCUGGGGGCGGCGGGGGAGAUCAUGAUCAGAGGAUACUGCGUGAUGCUGGAGUACUGGGGCGACAAAGACAAAACAGACGAGUGCAUCAGUAAGGACGGCUGGUACAAAACCGGCGACAUCGGCAGCAUGGACGCGUACAGCUACUGUCGCAUCCAGGGCCGGAUCAAGGACAUGAUCAUCAGAGGAGGAGAGAACAUCUACCCGGCGGAGAUUGAACAGUUCCUGCACACGCACCCCAAAGUGAUGGAGGCUCAGGUGGUCGGAGUUAAAGACGCUCGCAUGGGCGAGGAGGUUUGUGCCUGUAUCAAACUGGUGGACGGAGAAAACUGCACUGCGGAGGAAAUCAAGGCUUUCUGCAAGGGCCAGAUCGCUCACUUCAAGAUUCCCCACUACGUUCUGUUUGUAACCAGCUACCCGCUCACUAUUACCGGAAAGGUGCAGAAGCACAAACUCCGCGAGGACACCGAGAAGCAGCUGGGACUGACGCAGGGGAAAUGAGAAGCUCCGCCCACUUCUGUACGUUGUACCGCAGACGUAUUAGCAUCAUAUACCAGCCAACGUGGAAAAAAAAAAUCUCAGGAGGCUGCAGAUGUGAGAGAGACGGACGUGAGGCGACACACUGAGCCUGAAUCCACUUGUUAAAUGAUGAGAAGUUAUAUUGUGUAUGUUUUAUAUUGUGAAUGUUUUAGUUUUUUUACAGCCAACAAAUCACACAAAGACCAAAUGAAUUAAUCCAACAAGUACAGUCAGAACGCAAAUGUGGUGAUCGAGUGUCUGACUCGCGACGAUCUCCCACUGUCCCGAAACUCUGGACUCAUUUAUCCGGACAGUUUUCCAGAGUUCGGAGAUACAAAAGCAUCCGAUUCACAGUGACAAGAUGUGUUGGGAUGUUACAGCCUAUAAGAUGAUUUUAAACUUUAUAUCUGUGAGCCGUUCUGUAAAGCUUUUACAUCUUCACUUUCGAAGGGUUUGCAGUUUUGUGAAUGAUUUGUCCACGAUAGGAGAAAUCUAGAAAAACACCAGACUGACCCUUUAACAAACCCGUUGUUUAAUAGUGGAGUUGUGACCCAAAUGUGAACCCAACAACAUCACAGCUUCACCCAGAAACAGUCAGUGUAUUCUUCUUUUUGUACAACACCAUGGCUUAAACUUUGUACUACAUUAUUAAAACCAGGCGUGGGUGUUUCUCUCUCUUUA